UCUUUUCUGUUGAUAUUUUGCAGUGAUUGUACAAGAUAAUAAAUAGUAAAAUGCAGCCUAAUAACUAUGUAUCACCACCCAGUUCUGUAUAUUCAUAUCCUGGGUCAUCUCACACUGGCCGAAGUUUGAAAAGUUCACAUAGUCAGGGAUCUAUAAAUGAUUAUUCUUAUACAAUGGAAGAUGUGCAAUUCUCUGGAGUUGGUCGUAAAGCAUGUGCAACUGGCAUGGAAAAGUGUAAGAAAUACAUGAGACGAAUAUUCAAAUUUCGACAAAUGGAUUUUGAAUUUGCACUCUGGCAAAUGUUGAAUCUGUUCAUUGCUCCUCAUAAAGUAUACAGAAACUUCCAAUACAGAAAACAAACAAAAAAUCAGUUUGCAAGAGAUGAUCCUGCUUUUUUAGUUCUGAUGAGCAUUGCGUUUUGUGUUACUUCUAUCGGAUUCGGACUUACUAUGGGACUAUCUUGGUUCAAGAUAUUCAAGCUUCUGUUGUGGGUUGUUUUCAUAGACUGUAUUGCUGUUGGAAUACUUAUUGCUACUGCUAUGUGGUUAAUCAGCAAUAAAUAUCUUGUUCGGUACAUCAAGGGGGGUGCUGAUGUUGAAUGGGCUUAUGCAUUUGAUGUUCACUUGAAUGCCUUCUUUCCUGUGUUGAUGAUUUUACAUUGCCUGCAAUUGUUUUUCAUAAAUCCUCUUAUUGUGAAGGAUUGGUUUCUUUCUGUAUUGGUGGGAAAUACAUUCUGGCUUGCAGCACUCGGAUAUUAUGUUUAUAUCACUUUUUUGGGAUAUAAUGUUCUACCAUUCGUGAAGAAAAGCAUUGUCCUGCUUUCUCCAUUACUCUUACUGGGAACAACUUAUUUCAUAUCGCUUAUCACUCGAUGGAACAUCACUAAAGCAUUACUCUGGUUCUAUGAGAACAGGGUGUGAACAGAUAUUACACAAAAUUAUUUUGUCUACACUAUCUUAUCAAAUGUGCAACAAUGCAUCAAAAUCCAGCAACUGAAAGUCUAUUUCACUCUACUGAGUUAUAUAAACCAAGGAUGAUUAUCAAAACUAUAUUUAUUAUUCCACUCUAGCUGGCUGUUAUAUCUUUUGGUGAAGUGAUUUGGUUUUGCAAGUAAUAUGAGUAGUAUAACCUUGCUAGUAUAUGUAGCUACCUUGCUAUGAAAGUUUCGUGCUUUUUCUAAGAAUAUGAGCAUGGGUGAUAUCACGGAAAGACUGAAGUUGUGAGAUGAUGUAGUCAAGCUAGGAAAAGGUCGCAUAUUAUACAUGCAUGCCUAUGUUCAUAAUUUUGUCCACUUAUACAUUUACAGACCAAAUGAUUUUCCAUGCCAUCUGAACAAGUCGCUGGUGCGCUUAUUUUUAUAUGACUCUAGAAUAUUCUUUUCAAUUUUUCAGUCUUGUGAAAGUAUAUUUAUUGUAAAUACAACAUGCUUUAUUGGAAAA
Messenger RNA from Styela clava, 1439 nucleotides. Its product is annotated as protein unc-50 homolog. Gene Ontology annotation, cellular component: Golgi membrane. Lineage: Eukaryota; Metazoa; Chordata; Ascidiacea; Stolidobranchia; Styelidae. The record is from RefSeq and is a predicted model, not a curated record.